AUGGCCGAAGAAGCCUCUCCUGAGAAGACGACCGCUGGAGAGUCAUUCUUGUCUCAGCCGAGCGAUGCCCAAGGCCAACUCACCGCGGCGGUUGACGAUCUCCUCGAUCAGCUCCAAAGCAAAUUUGACAAUGUCUCGAAGGAAAUGUUUGGCAAAUUGGAUGAUAUGACCCGUCGCCUAGACGAACUGGAGGCCUCCCUGACAGCAUCGGGGAGUAACUCGGCGUCCGCGACUCCCACUAAAUAA
Molecule: messenger RNA, 246 nt
Organism: Penicillium canariense
Lineage: Eukaryota; Fungi; Ascomycota; Eurotiomycetes; Eurotiales; Aspergillaceae
Product: heat shock factor-binding 1 family protein
Exons: 3
Coding region: 1-246 (81 amino acids)
Biological process (GO): cellular heat acclimation
Cellular component (GO): nucleus; cytosol
Molecular function (GO): transcription corepressor activity
Source: RefSeq, a predicted model, not a curated record